Blastomyces dermatitidis ER-3 is the source of this 2169-nucleotide messenger RNA. RefSeq names its product diphthamide biosynthesis protein 1. The transcript has 2 exons. NCBI's taxonomy places the organism in Eukaryota, Fungi, Ascomycota, Eurotiomycetes, Onygenales, Ajellomycetaceae. Gene Ontology annotation, biological process: protein histidyl modification to diphthamide. The coding region runs from base 296 to 1633 and encodes 445 amino acids. The record is from RefSeq and is a predicted model, not a curated record. Gene Ontology annotation, molecular function: 2-(3-amino-3-carboxypropyl)histidine synthase activity.
GGAAACGGAUGGAGAUUUGAAGCCAAUCAAAAGGUGAAUUUCUCCUCACCGAUAUAUCUUGGCAAUAUUCUGCCACUCUCCGCCCUCUCCGCAUUAUGUCAUCACUGCUCCCCGCCAAAAAAAAUAUUUCAUCCUCCGUCAACUGAUAUGUGGAUAGAUCGGAGAUAGAAACAAUAAUUUGAGAGUUGGAACACCCUCCAACGAUUAUCUCAUUUGUGCUAUCUGGAUUAAUAUAUGAAGGCUCCGGUGUAUCUAUACUACUACCCCUUCUCACAUUCAUUGGUUCUCUAGUAUUAUGGCAGACAACACGGCCCCGCCAGCGGCCACCCCGGUAUCAGCUACCGCUGAUAAGCCCUCAAAUCAUACGCGCCAGCCCAAAAAAAGGUUCGUUGGGCGUAAGACAGCGGAUUCUCAGUCACAAAGCCAAAAGGAUGGAGAUUCUCAAACGUCAAAUACAACGUCCCUGCAGCAAGCACGAACCCGACGAGCUCCGCGAGCUUUAAAUCAAGUCCCAGCCGAAAUCCUAGACGAUGAAGACAUCAAAGCGGCAAUCUCCCUUCUCCCGCGAAACUACUCCUUUGAGAUCCCCAAAACCAUCCACAGAAUACGAACGUUGGGUGCAAAAAGAGUAGCCUUACAAUUCCCCGAAGGCCUCCUCCUCUUCGCAACUACAAUAUCCGAUAUCCUCACCCAGUUCUGCCCUGGGACUGAAACCUUAAUUAUGGGCGAUGUCACAUACGGCGCUUGCUGUAUAGAUGAUUACACCGCGCGUGCGCUAGGCUGUGACCUACUCGUCCACUACGCGCAUAGCUGUCUGAUCCCCGUCGAUGUCACCACGAUCAAAACCCUAUACAUCUUUGUCGACAUAAGCAUCGACACACAACACCUAAUCUCUACACUAGAAAGGAAUUUCCAGAGUGGAAAAACCAUCGCAGUCGUCGGCACAAUCCAAUUCAACGCAACCAUCCACGGACUAAAGUCCACCCUGGAAAAGGCCGGCUACUCCAUCCUCGUCCCACAAAUCACUCCGCUUAGCAAAGGUGAGAUCCUAGGUUGUACUUCCCCCAAACUACCCCUAGACCAAGUCGACAUCCUCCUCUAUCUCGGUGAUGGCCGCUUCCAUCUCGAAUCCGCCAUGAUCCACAACCCUUCCCUCCCCGCGUACCGCUAUGACCCAUAUUCCCGUACCCUCUCCCGCGAAUCCUACGACCACGAAGAAAUGCUCACCCUGCGCCGCGACGCCAUCAACGCCGCCAGAACGGCACGGAAAUGGGGUAUCAUCCUAGGCUCCCUGGGCCGGCAGGGCAACCCGCACACCAUGGCCAAGAUCGAGAAGCAGCUGAAUGAGCGUGGGAUUCCGUUUGUGAAUUUGCUGCUUAGUGAGAUUUUCCCGGGGAAGCUGGCGUCGAUGCCUGAUGUGGAGUGCUGGGUGCAGAUUGCGUGUCCGCGGUUGAGCAUUGACUGGGGGUAUGCUUUUGCGAGGCCGUUGUUAUCGCCGUAUGAGGCGCUUGUGGCUCUUGGGGAGAGGUUGGGGUGGGAUGAGGGGAAUGGUGGGGUUUAUCCGAUGGAUUUUUAUGCGAAGGAUGGGUUGGGAAGGACGAGACCGGAGGUGGCGGUGGGAUGUACUGCUUGAUUGCUUGGUGGAAUAUGGUUAUGAUUUUUGGACCAAUCACUUUGGAAUGCCUCCACUAAUAUGUAUAUAUAUUUAUAUGGAAUACAUACUAUACAAGAGAGCAAGCUUGUGCAUUAUCAUGGAAACAGGGCAAGUUCCGUCCAAGGAUGGGAGGUAGAAGCUUUUCUCCACGUAUAAAUUACAAUAUAAUGACAAAUACCUCGGGUCAUUGGCAAAAUCGCUCAUAGCCAGAACAUUUUUGCUUUGUUCAUUCACUGUUCCCAAGAAAAAGAGAAGAAAAGGACGGAACCAAAAAUAAAGUUUAAGGAUUUUGUACAUUAAAAAUGUCGUUUCACUUCAAUUCGUCAGCGCUGUCCAUAUUAAUAUCACUCGCACUGCCCCUUCGCAGGGAUAACAUGCUCUUACCACCCAGGUCAUCGACAGCCCUCUCCGCCGCACGCCAGCUCGACACUGCCUUCUCCACAUCGUCAUACAUCUCCAGCGUAUCAUUGAUGAUGCCCCCCUCAUCCAUGUCCGAAACCUGUGUUCCCUCCCGA